AUAUGGAAUAAUAAAUGGUUGUUCUAUAUAAUAUACAUUCCAAACGUCAACCGAAACGGUCGCAUCGCCUGUCAGAAUUCCGACAAACGAUCCUUUAAAACAGAAAAAAAAGUGCAAAAAGUGGAUCUUUUAAUGACGAUUUUCUCAAUUUCCGCGUAGCUUUUCCGCGUUUCCAGUGCAUUUUCACGGCACCGGACGUUUCCAUUGAUCGGAAAACGUAAUCGAGCCGGUCCCAAAUCGCGGUUUUACACCAUAAAAACCUCGGAGAAAAUCGUUAAGUCCAGUCCGGCAUUUUUACGUCUUGCAGCUGAACAGUGCCGAUUUGUAUUUAUUAUUUUACGCUGUUAUCUUUUGGAGUUUUUAGGAUCCAUUAAACCCUUUUCGGCCUCACCCUGUAUACCAACAUGGCAGACUCGGCAAGCGAAUCGGACUCGAGCAGCAUCGACGGGGGCCCCAUAAUGAUGCCCCCCUCGCCCAUCACCAGGGAGCAGCUCCAAAAGCGGAUCGAAAGUUUACAGCAACAGAACCGGGUGCUAAAAGUCGAACUGGAAACGUACAAGCUGCGCGUUAAGGCCCUACAAGAGGAAAACAGGGAUUUGAAGAAGGCCUCGGUUAUUAUUCAAGCGAAAGCGGAACAAGAGGAGGAAUAUAUAUCGAAUACUUUGCUGAAGAAGAUUCAGGCGUUGAAGAAGGAGAAGGAGUCGUUGGCCCAUCAUUAUGAGAGGGAGGAAGAGUGUCUCACCAAUGAUUUGUCAAGGAAGUUGACUCAGUUGAGGCAGGAAAAAUGCCGACUGGAACAAACUUUAGAACAAGAACAAGAAUGCCUGGUCAAUCGGCUAAUGCGAAAAAUCGAGAAACUCGAGGCGGAAACGCUCGCGAAACAGAGCAACUUGGAGCAACUGAGAAGGGAAAAGGUCGAAUUGGAAAACACGUUGGAGCAAGAACAAGAGGCCCUGGUGAAUAAACUGUGGAAACGGAUGGACAAACUCGAGGCGGAGAAGCGUAUGUUGCAAAUUAAGUUGGACCAGCCCGUUUCUGAUCCGGCGAGUCCGCGUGAUAUUAGCAACGGGGACACGGCGACUAACUUGAGCGCCCACAUUCAGACCCUGAGACAAGAGGUGGCACGGCUCAGGCAAAAUUUAGCCAUCAGCCAGCAGGAGCACACUCAGAAGAUGCAACGUUAUGCUCAGGAGGAGCGAAACAUUCGGGAGGAGAAUCUCAGAUUGCAAAGGAAACUGCAGUUGGAAGUGGAACGUCGCGAAGCAUUAUGCAGACAUUUGUCGGAAAGCGAGAGUUCUUUGGAAAUGGAAGAGGAGAGACACUACAACGAACAGGUGCAGGGUAUUAGGCAACAUACCGUGUCGCCCAUACCGUAUAAUCCAUCUCCUAGUCAGAGUCGACCUUUGAGUCCUGGUCUCGCCUCUCAAAUGCAAAUGUCACCCCGCAUGUCCGAUUCGUUGCACGCCUCUGCGGGCGGAGUUCCGCCCCCGCGAUGUCCCUCUUGCGGCCAAACUCCGCCGGGGAUACAAGGAAACCAAUCAACAAGAAGGGCUUCGGAAAGAUUCGUAAAGCCGGCGGUACCUGCGCCCAGUAUAAGCAUGCCCGCCAACGCGAAUCCACCACCGAGCGUUGUCGCACAGCCGGCCAGUCCGAUGGACACCAGCAUCAUCGGAAAAGAUUAGAUAGGUGACACUGUCGAAAAAUACAAAAAAAAUCCACCCGCAGCACAUACAGCUCGUGAAAAAAAAAAAUCCGGACUUCGACCAUUUUCUUAUAAUCAUAAUAAUUAUGAAAUUGAUUGAAAUGUCACUUUCUAAAAAAAGCUUCUGAAUACGCUUGUUCUUUACGUA
Anthonomus grandis grandis is the source of this 1850-nucleotide messenger RNA. RefSeq names its product coiled-coil domain-containing protein 6. The transcript has 8 exons. Lineage: Eukaryota; Metazoa; Arthropoda; Insecta; Coleoptera; Curculionidae. The record is from RefSeq and is a predicted model, not a curated record. Bases 405 to 1682 code for a protein of 425 amino acids.